Molecule: messenger RNA, 2082 nt
Organism: Thrips palmi
Lineage: Eukaryota; Metazoa; Arthropoda; Insecta; Thysanoptera; Thripidae
Product: GRB10-interacting GYF protein 2-like
Exons: 8
Coding region: 483-1745 (420 amino acids)
Source: RefSeq, a predicted model, not a curated record
CUGGAGUGAGACGGCGCCGCACCGCCGUGGCCGCCGUGACGCGGUCGCCGCCCGUCCUUCGCGAGUUUUCCCGUUUUUUCCUUCCCCAUUUUGGUGCGAAAGGGCCGGCUGCCAAUUGCCACAGAGUGCCACCUCGGGCCCCGGCAUUGCACGACCGCACCAGUCGCGAGUUCAUCGCCCUGCCUCUUCAAUCGUUUUGGCUCAACCAUCAGAGCUCUGUAGGGCUCCGCGAGUGCACUGUAGACGACCGCGGACGCGGAGCAGCCCUUGGAGACCCGCGGCCGCCCGAGGCGAUGUGUGACGAGUGACCCGAUGGCGGUCCCGGACUCCGAAGUCUCAGAGGCGGCGCGCAACCGCCCGGCGAGCCCGGCGAGCUUGACGCCUGGGAGGUAGGCCGUCCCGUCGAGCAGCGGUGCCCGCAACGCCACGAGUUGCCUACCCAGGCAGGCGCUCGGCCAGGCGCGGCGCCCGACGGUGCAGGCAUGUCGGGGACCAUCUUCGACGAGGACGGCGUGGCGGAGCUGGAGAGGAUCAUGGAGGAGUCCGGCGAGGACGAGGACGACGUGGAGGAGGACAUACAGGACGAGGAUGAAGACGAGGAGGACAAGGACAGGCCGCGGCGUCCACGCAGUGCGGUGCCCUUCCGACGUGCUGCCUCUGCCGCGUCUCCUAGCGCCAAGAGGAUCCACUGGAACGACGAGACCCACAUCGCGCCCUCCUCCGUCGGCUCGACCACCCCGGCCAGCUCUCGCGCCAGCUCUCCGGCGCGCUCCGCCACCCCCAAUGGAUCGCGGUCCGGCUCGCGGUCCGGCUCGUCGCCGGGCCCCACGUUCACCACGCGGCUGCGGUCUCGGAGCGUCUCGCUGGACGACCUGCGGGCCGCGGCGCGCCACGGGGCGCUCACCCCGGACAACAAAGGCAAAGAUGGUGACGUGUACCGCAUGAUCUCAAGCGCCGUGUACGAGGAGUGGUACUUCCGGAAGCAGCAGGAGCUGGCGGAGCGGAAGCGGAAGGAGCAGGAACAAGAGAGGAGGAGCGCCGAGGAGAUGGAGAAGAGAAAGGCUGAGAUGCAGAGGAAGUCGCAGGACAAGUUCCAGGAAUGGCUCCGACAAAAGACGCUCCAGCUCAAGUCCAAGGCGAACGAAAAGCCGGGGCCCGGGUCGCGGCAGGCGGUGCGGGCGCUGCACGGCCACCGCGUGGUGACGCCGGAGCGCGCCGAGAAGGCCUUCCAGGAGUGGAAGCGCGCCAAGGAGGAGCAGAAGACCAAGGCCCAGGACGACGCGGGGGCGGGCCGGCCGGGGCCGGGCAAGCCGGGCAAGCCGGGCAAGCUGCCCGCGAAGCACGCUGGCGCCGGCGAGGACGCCAAGAGGGAGGACGCCGAGAAGGCUUAUCAGAUGUGGAUAAAACGGAUCGAGGAAGAGAAGAGGCGAAAGGACGAGAAGAAGAAGAAGAUGGACGCCAAGAAGCAGGAGGAGAACGCGAGGAAGGAGACGGAGCGCAAGGAGCUGAACCAGAAGUCCUUCGACCGCUGGAAGACGGACAAGGAGCAGCAGCUGAAGCAGAUGGAGGAGAAGGCAAGGCGCAAGCAGGACCGUCAGGAGGCCCUGGAGCUGGAGCGCCGGCAGCAGCGUCAGUACGAGGCGCAGCAGGCUUUCCUGGUGUGGCUGGACGACGUGGAGGAGCGCGAGAGCCAGAGCAGCAGCAGAAGCAACAGCAGCAGAAGCAACAGCAGCGCCAGACGGUGAGGUUCCGGCCCGCCCGACGGCACAGCUGCUCCGACUGAGACGAGACGACUGUGAGGGAUCUCCGGGGAGAUGAUCGUCUGAAGAGGGAGAGUCGCUUUCGACGAGGAAGGGCACAAACACGUACUGCAGUUGGCCGCCGUGUUUGCGUCAUUCCCCGGCGACUUGCUUCUUUUUCGUUCUGUUUUUGUUUUCCGUGUGUGUUUAUGUUUUUGUUGUAAGUUUACCUCCUGUAGUGUUAUUGUAAGCGAUCAAGUCGCAGGCUCAAUUUUACCCGUGUUUUGUAAUAAUUUUUGUAUUGAAUCGGAAAUGGAUUAAUUAAAGGGGAAAAUAAGUUGAA